Molecule: messenger RNA, 1086 nt
Organism: Pelmatolapia mariae (spotted tilapia)
Lineage: Eukaryota; Metazoa; Chordata; Actinopteri; Cichliformes; Cichlidae
Product: G2/M phase-specific E3 ubiquitin-protein ligase-like
Exons: 6
Coding region: 1-1086 (361 amino acids)
Molecular function (GO): ubiquitin-protein transferase activity
Source: RefSeq, a predicted model, not a curated record
AUGACCUGGAUGACUGAGAACCUUCACAGACAUAUUCAUAUUUCAAGGUCUUUUAAGAAGCUCAGCAAAGAAGAAAUUGAAGGUCUUCUUAGAGCUCAUAGUGAGAAAGUCAUUACACCAGGAACAAGACAACUCCAUAUCAGUCGAGCCAAUGUGUGGUCGACUGCUUUGCGUCAGUUCAAGAGACCCAAGUUUGCAGAAAGCUGUGAGAUGCUUUAUGUCACAUUUGCAAGCGAUGAACAUGAUACAGAGGAAGAUGCUGCUGACCUUGGGGGGCCAAGGCGGGAGUUUUUCCGUUUACUGGUGAAGGCCAUCUUUCAGGACAGUGGUGCUUUUGAAGCUACACCAAAUGGAUGCACACUGAAAUUUAACAUCCUACACUUGCAAAAUGGAGUAUAUCGAACCAUUGGCAGGAUGUUGUCCACGAUAAUAGUGCAAGGUGGAGAAGCACCAGCCUUUCUCUCUCCACAUGUAGUAGACUACAUUGUGUCAGGAGACAUUCUUCAAGUACACCUAACACCGGAUGAUAUAGGUGACCCUGAGUUAAGAGAGAAUCUGAAAAAGGUUGUAAAUGCAACAACUCAACAUGAUUUGGAGAAAGCAGUCAGCUGCUGCGACUCAUGGCGAUAUCAAGUUGAAGGUCUUCCACUCACAGUCACCAUGGCCAAUAAAGAUCUGUUUGUGAAAAAUGCAGCUCUAUACCUUGCAGUCCUGCAACGGCAAAGCUGUUUCGAUCAGCUAACUGAUGGCUUGUCCUACUAUGGAAUUUUAUCACUCCUGAGAGAGAACCCCAGUUUGCGUGUUCUGCUUGACCUAUCGGGGGAGGACAAAGAUCUGACAGCCAGUUUAAUUGCUGGGGUUCUCAGGCCAAGCUAUUCUGUCCUUGGGAGCAACAGAAGAGUUAGAGAGGAGCUGAUGGUGGUCAAAUUUCGGGAAUUUCUCCAGUGUGUCGAAAAUGAAGAGCUGAGAGACGCACUUGGAGAAAGGACUCUUACCAAGGAUGAAGGCUUUGAGGCCUGGUCACAUCUUGGCUUUUGCCACCGGGAGCAGCAAGGUUCCAGCCAUAGGUUUUCAACCAGCUCCUAA